Messenger RNA from Mytilus trossulus (common blue mussel), 2890 nucleotides. RefSeq lists its product as uncharacterized. The record is from RefSeq and is a predicted model, not a curated record. The transcript is spliced from 3 exons. The coding region runs from base 53 to 2266 and encodes 737 amino acids. Lineage: Eukaryota; Metazoa; Mollusca; Bivalvia; Mytilida; Mytilidae.
AAGUGAUAUUGUGAGACGGAGUAACAACUUAAUAUCAAGAGAGAAAGCCGCCAUGUUUAGAAAGACAAGAAACAAAGAAAGCUAUGGCGACGAAUGUUUGUACGGAAUGAAGAAAACUACGUAUUUGGAAAAUUAUGAUUUAAAACGUUUUCCGUAUCCUGGAACACGCAGAUACAAACAGUUGAUUUAUCAAUCUUUAGAUGGAGGGAUGAUCAUCUCGAAUGAUGUUUUUGGAUUGACAAUCAGUCAAUUUGAACGCGAGUUUAGAGCUUGCUUAGAAAGAAGAAGAACACAAGAGCAAUGGAUACUUAAUCUCAGAUAUCCAGACAAAUCUUCAAACGAAUAUAUCGAAAACUUACAGGACUGUACAGACCAAGGGAAAUGGCUAGGAGAUGAUUGUGGAGAAACAAAUUUAUUUAAACACCUCAUAUAUACUGUUGGUACUGAAAUAGAUAUACGUAAUAGACAACGACUCUGCAUCAUAAAUGAUAUGAUAUACAAUGCAACGUCGGAUACUCUUACCAGAAUAUCAAGUGGAAGUUUAGCAGAGGGAUUGGAUUUACCUGGCAGUGACCGAGAUGUAAUGCACGUUAUCAAUACUGUAGACGUAAUACAGAAUACACGAAAUAUCAAACCGUCAUCAGAACGGCCUACACUGGUCAUGGAGACCGAUUCUGAUCAUCCUGGAUUUACUAAACUCAAAUUGGUAACAGGAGAGUUUGAUGAAUCUCUCUUGAUACCAUCUAUUUCUUUUGGAGAUACUUGUAAAUGUUUUUAUCUAUCAUCAGACAGCUUUGUUAACAGUAGUCGUCAGCUCUAUUUGAAUAUGCCGCUAUCUUUACAUGGUCCAUGUAUAUCAGACCAAGACGAAACUUUUGAUAUUGCAUUCUGCCUACGCAGUAAAGUUUUACCUUAUAACGCAAAGCCAUGGGCUUGGCGUUAUCGGAAACAGUGGCCACCUAAUUUUGUAAUUGAAAGAAUCACUACUUACGGAUGUUUGUUAGUACCUAUAGGACCUAAAGCAAUAUCGGAAAGUUUCGUAUUAUGGAGAUUGUCUUUCUCUGUGGCAGAAAAACUACUUGCUCAUUCGUUUAAUUUCACACAACUCUUAUGUUACAGUCUUCUCAAAUUAACUUUAAAGUGUAUCAUUAACAAAAACAAGGACCUCAAAGAUUUGUUGUGUUCCUAUUUUUUGAAGACGGCUUUAUUCUGGGUCUCAGAAGAGGAAGAUAUUGAAAUAUUUCGAUUGUCCAAAUUGUUUUAUUGUUAUUCUCUCUGUCUUGGUAAAUUAAUAUCGUGGAUAGACAAAUGUUACUGUCCUAACUAUUUCAUACCUGAACACAACAUGUUCUUAGGAAAGAUCAAUCAGAGAAACAAUAAAAUACUUCUUGGCAUACUUAAAAGCAUAAAAAGUGGUGGGACUAGAGGAUUGUUAAAUAAUUUAUUUCCACAGAACAAUAGCUUUUAUAUUUCAUUAGAAGAAUCGAGGGAACAGUCGUCUGGAAAGUUAGACAUACUAUUUUAUAAAGUAUUUUACAUACCAUAUUCGAACGAAAGAUAUAAGUCACACUAUUAUAAAGAAUUUGAAUUGAUUGAAUAUUUAUUGAAGUCUGAAUCUUCUAAAUUUAUCAUUGGUGUAUGUAAAUAUCACUUUGCUAAAAUCAAUCAACAUUUAGCACAAUUACUACCGCCUAUAUUUGCAAUUAAUAAAACGUACAUGAUACACAAUUGUUAUCAUAGACAUUUACAGGACGGCUUAAAGACAGAUGCUGUGUCGGGUUGGUUGUUAUACGCGUCGUUUUAUUACGUGACAGGACAGUACAAUGUAACUCUAAGACUAAUACAUUAUAUUUUAUCAAGAUGUACACAUAAUAUGUUGUUUAUGGGCAGUAAUAUUUACACUGAAGAUUGUUUAAAGAAUUACAGACAAAAUGUACAUUCCGCAAUGACUUUGAACAACAGGAUGAAAAUAGCUACUGCAGACUGUGUUAUGUACUUGAAAGACUCUUCAUUAAUACCCACAGAAUUAAAACUAACACAGGGAGACGUGACCAUUUUUGUACCGCCUUUGACCAUGUCGCACUUUUUUCGAUUUCUAUGUUAUCAUCAUCUUGGUGAUAUUCCAAACAAACGACAUGCAAUACGUGAUUUAAAGUUCACAUGUACAGUUGAAGAAAAAGAAUGUAUGGAAUAUUCUCCACAUUUGAAUUUAGAUAUACUUGGAAUAUGCUAUGAACUCUCCGGAAAUAACUACAAGACUUCUUAAUGGAUAACACAAUGGGAGAAUUAUGUUCUUUGUCUUUACUCGUUUUUCGUUUUUCGCCAUGGCAGUUCUAGUUUGUAACAAACUUAUGAGUUUCAAUAUUCCUUUGAUAUUUUCCACCGCUCUUUUGCCUAGAAUGAAAGAUAAUUUCAACCGUAUUAAGUUUUAUUAACAGUUUUCAUUUUAUGAUUUAAAAUUAUUAAACGAACAAUCUGAUUAAAACAAAUCGAGAUACUUUGUACACGCUUUGCUAACAACUCUUCCUUUUACUUAUGUGUUCAACCCUUUCCUAAAUUGAAAUCUUACAUGUCAUUGGCUGAUGUAACAAAUACAAGAACAGAAAGUAUGUCGCCUUCAAAGUGUUACGAUUUAAAAUAUUCGUAUUGAAUAAUCUUUGGUUCAUCUGCUUAUAAUCCCUUUUAUCAUUAAGUUAUUGCAGCAAUUUCAUUAAUCAGCUGUUUCGAUUCAACCUUUCAACACAUUGUUUUUUCAUUAUUAUACCUUUAUUAAGACGCAAUCAUCCAUAUCCAAACAACGCAGUAGCCGAUCUUUUUUGAGCUGCCAAUAUUAUUUAUGCAUUGGCGAUUUUUUAAACGAGGUUGCUUGCUAACAUAACAAACGUUCUGA